Messenger RNA from Pogonomyrmex barbatus (red harvester ant), 3794 nucleotides. Its product is annotated as folliculin-interacting protein 2. NCBI's taxonomy places the organism in Eukaryota, Metazoa, Arthropoda, Insecta, Hymenoptera, Formicidae. Gene Ontology annotation, molecular function: microtubule binding; ATPase inhibitor activity; protein-folding chaperone binding. The record is from RefSeq and is a predicted model, not a curated record. Gene Ontology annotation, cellular component: cytoplasm.
GACUUAUACUCCGCGCGAACAUGUAUGGUGCAGUCCCGCGUGACAUGAUAGAUGCAAGUCCGAUCCGCAAGGCGAUGCUAUAACUAUAGACGGCGUGGCUUUAUGAUGCCGUUGCUCGAUAAACUGCUACCUCCCAAGAAGAGCAGUCCGUGCGAGAGUGCCGAAAGCCUAGUGUCCGGUGCGCGAACAAUUGGGAAUGAUAGGGACUCCGUAUUGCAAAUUGGAGCAGAUCAAGUACGAAUUUUACUAUUUCGAGAAUGUGAAUGGCGCGGUAGGAAACUUCUCUUCGAUUCGAAUGUGGAGAGAAAAUGCGAGACACCCUUUAACAUAGGGACUGCUAAUGAUUUCGAGCGAGAUAAGAUUGUUGAAGAUGAUGUAAGCUUGCUGAGCGAAAUGGUAUUUGGUACUGUAGCAAUGACGUAUAGGGGAUCAUCAUUUAAGGUUCACUUGAUGAAUUCUCCACCGUGCAUAAUGUGUACGAAAAUUUUUCCGGCGACAGAACACGGCACAUGUAAGAUAAGUGAAAAAGUUUCGGAUGAAGGAUUAGGACGGUCUAUGCACGUGGAUUCGAUAUGUAGCAAUACUAGUAUGCGAUCAUUUCAAUCACGGCCGAGCUCCGGAAAUCUAUCGAGUAAUGAUUCGCACGUCGGCCCGCGCAAGAAUUCAACGUGUUCGAGUAUUGGUAGCGGUUGGGAUAUAGACAUAGCUCCACGGACGGGCAGCUCGCAAUCAUUGGAAAGUAACGGAUCAUCUGGAAUUGGUAGUCUUACCAGCUUGCGUAGAAGAUGGUUGAGAGCAGUCUCGACUUCCCUUGGGCGUUCGGAUUCUGACGACGCCUUUGGGAUACAUUGGAAUGAAAACGGAAACGAUGGGCGCGAUGGACAUUCAAAGCGACAUAAAACUAGGCUGGGUUUGACUAUGUUGGUGCGAUUAGUUCAGGGUCACGAAAGCCAGAUAAAGACACGGCUUUUAGAACACAUGGCUUUGUUAGAAGGGAUGCUGGAUCGUCUACGAUAUUUUUGCAUUGAGACCAGCAAUAUCAGCGAUUCUAACUGCAAGAGGAUGCAGUUAACCGAUAGAAUGUGUAGAGCAACGUCUCGAUUUGUCUUUUCGUUAUUGCAUAUACUUCUCGAUGUCAGUGUCGAUGUUAAUACCCGUACGCCUUUGCUGUGGCAUGAUGUUCUACUUAACUCCGUGACAAUGACUGAACAAACAAAUACCUUGCAUCGCAAUUUGCAACAGAUGUGUCAGUUAUUCGACGAGCUCGAUACGAAGUCGACAAAUUUUUUUCUAAGCACUGUGGUAACUGCCGUGUUAACAUAUCAUCUUGGAUGGGUGUAUACCGUGCUGUCUCCGCGUGAUCGUCACAUGAUCGAAAAGUUAGGCAGUUGGUAUUCUUCUAAUCCGCUAUGGGCACAACUUGGCGAUCUGUAUGGCGCAUUAGGCAAUCCCGUGAAAGUGACGCAUACGGUAGUUGCGGGUGAUCCUCGGAAAAGUGAUCUGAUUAAUUCUGUCUUGUCGUUUUUGUCUUAUUUCAUCCGCAGUGGGAUGAUACGGAAAUGUCAGGAAUACCGUUGCACAUCGCAAGAAGAUGUGCAGAAGGCAACGAGUAUGUUGGAGCAGGCUCGUAGCAAACGACCGUAUCUGUUUAAUAACAGGAGGUCAUGUAAGGCUCGAGAUACUUCGAUUCGCAGACGCGAUUCGCGUGUUUUGCCAACUCCCAAGCCGACACAAUCGCCCGAAACCGGAACUGGUGAUGUUAACGCAUCGCAAUGCACCGCGCGAUAUCCUGCGGAACGGCCGAGAAUCUCACGAUCAGUCAGUCCUCUGAUGCGUAGCAGUACUAUGAAAUCUGGCCUUGACAUGCUCAUGACGAAAUCGACCGAGGCAACAGUAGAUCUCAAAUUUCCCACAAAAGAAUUUCCAUCGCAUGAAAAUCGCGAAAACGAGAAAUACGAACCAAUGCAAGAGGAUCGAUCGAUUAAAGACAAUGAGAAAUUUUUGUCGAGUGAAGUGAAGAUAAUUGUUAGCGAGAUUGGAUCUCAAGAGGAUGUCACGCCGAAAGAAUGUCAAUUGCCAAGUUUUCCACAGUUUCCUUUACGAGACUUCGAGAAAAAGAAGUUGGAUAUGCACGAUACCGAAGAAAGUCUCGCGACCGAAAAAGCUGAACUGCGUCGUCAAUUAAACAAUAACGUGGAUCCGUUAAAAAUGUUCUACAAUAGACCCGAGUUACCGUUAGAUGCAGACAGUAGAUUUGUUGGCGAAUUUAAAGAAUCGCAGGUCUUCUUCACUCUUGGUGGUGAAGACAAACCCGCGAAGUUGCCGUUGAGACCGCGUCUCGGUAACAAUUGUCAGUGCUCUUAUACCUUCACGAGACUGCCUAGUACAUCUGCACAACUUCCGGAAGGCGUAUUAAGAAAGAUCAUUCAACGAAACUUUCCCGAAUCGUCAAAGAGCAUACAGCCACCUCCGGGAGCGUCCAGUAUGGGUGCAAGGUCUGUAGGUUUCUGUUUAAAGUGCAAUGGUCAGGGAUAUGCUUCACAAGAUUAUGACAAUAGCAAGCAAGUGUUGGAAACACCGACAAACGCGACCGAGGUGUUGCGCACAUGCGGAAGUUCCGAAGGUGGCAGAACUAUGAGACUGUCGCGGUCUAACAGCCUUGAAGCUCUGAUGGAAGCUAACAGUGUCGUGGAAUUGCCAAUGCCACAAUCAAAGAAAACUUCACAGAUGAAAACUGGAACAGUCAGAGACAUGGGCUUUACAAAAACGCUCAUGCGAAAUAAAAUGAUGAAUGACGAGACUAAUACCCUAGAUACAAGUUAUACCUGGGGUUUGGUGCUACAGGGCGUAAUUAAGAAAAAAAAGAGAAGAAAAAAGAAAUUAUCGAAGGACGACGUUGAAAUUGAGUCAGAGGAAAAAUGGUGGUCAUAUAUGCGGGAGGAAGUUAUGGUUAGCGCUCGAUUUCCAACGAUCGAUCAACCGAUUGCAGAGGCACUUUGCGUGCUAGCUGACCUGGACACGUGGAGCGUUGGAAUUUUGUCGAAUAAUGCACCCUGGCAAAGUCCGCCAUUGCCAGUCGGAAUGUCACGUCUAGUGUCGAAUAUGCUGGAAUCCUUCGCUUAUGUAUGGAAAAAAUAUCAUUCUCCUACUCAUUGCAUAGCGAUUUUAGAGGCUAAACUAAGAGAAUUAUGGUUAAGAAGCGAAGCAUUGGCGGAAAUGAUGAUGUCUGUGGAAGAAUCUGAUGUUAAUGUGAACAAUUUAACAAAUGCUCUUGAUCUCGAUGCAGCCGAUAUACCACUUCUACUUGCAGUCGCAACAACUCAUUCUCCGGAAAUAGCGCAACGAUUUGGUCUUACGUUAAUUUAAACCCGUUUGAUUGUUUAUACCGGUUUUUUUCAAAAUCUUAUGUUAUUUUAAUGGAUACUUCUUGAGUAAUGUAUCAAUAUAUGUACUGAUAUUUAAACUGUAUGACUCUUCGACGAAUAGCGUAAUCUCAUAAUAUGUUAUUAAUAUUAUUUAAUUACAUACGCCUGUACAAUUACGUAACAUGUUAUAUAAUUGUGCAGGCGUAAAUUAAAUUAGACUACAGGAUAUUACGAUUUAUUUUCUCGUUCAGCCAUUUAUUUCAACGUUUUUUAACGAAUUUUGUAGCUUUUAUUACAUUAAAUCAACGGCUGAUUUCUUACUAAUGAAGUAUGUACCGUCUAUAUUUGAUUUUUUACAUGAUUCAAGUGAGCUUGCAGAGUUGUAUACAUUCAAUUAAUAAAUAGAAUAAACUUUUUUACUUUAUUGUA